Bubalus bubalis (water buffalo) is the source of this 5395-nucleotide messenger RNA. It is a transcript of the gene ALPK1, whose product is annotated as alpha kinase 1. Gene Ontology annotation, biological process: protein phosphorylation. Gene Ontology annotation, molecular function: protein serine/threonine kinase activity; ATP binding. The record is from RefSeq and is a predicted model, not a curated record. The coding region runs from base 593 to 3775 and encodes 1060 amino acids. NCBI's taxonomy places the organism in Eukaryota, Metazoa, Chordata, Mammalia, Artiodactyla, Bovidae. The transcript has 13 exons.
CAUUCUCUCAGUGGACUGGCUCUCCAUUCUGACUCAAUCCAAAUAAGGAGUUUUCUUACACUUUCUUAAGACGAAGGAAAUUCUCUGUAGCAAUACAACUCCCAGAAUACCUUUCACUAAAGCAAUUCCUAAAGGGGAGUGUCUUAUGGCACAGAACUGCUGAAAAGUCCCCGAGCUGAAUUACACAAUCAAACUCUGAGACAAUAACAGGCCAUGUUUUUCUUUUAAAUUCCUACUUCCUGAAAUGGAGGCUGUUUAUAAGAAACAGUAUAUUUCAGGGAACUUGUGCUGUAAUUAACUUUUUAAGAGUUAGAUUUGCUGGUUUAAAGUGUAUUUCCUCUUCCUUGAGAUAAUGGUCGAAGGAGUGAUACUGAGCAGUUCAGGUGGAUGUUGGUGGGUUUGUGUUGCGGCCAAGUAACACUGAGUUUGAGGAAUCCUCUUUGGCCCAGAGGGAGACAUUACGUCAUUCCUCACAUUUGCUGUACCUAAGGCUCGAAGGGGCUCUUUUAUUGAGAAUCGAUGUCUUCUCCUAGGUAAUUGAUCACCAUAGACCCAGGGACACUCGACUCAUCAUCAAGAGAGGGUAAUCGUCAUGAAUAAUCAAAAGGCUGUAGCUACGCUGCUGCAAGAGUGCAAGCAAGUGCUGGACCAGCUCCUGUUGGAGGCGUCGGAUGUGUCAGAGGAGGACAAGAGGGAGGACCAGAGAUGCAGAGCCUCACUCCCCAGCGAGUUAAGAACCCUGAUCCAGGAGGCAAAGGAAAUGAAAUGGCCCUUCGUGCCUGAAAAGUGGCAAUACAAACAAGCUGUGGGCCCAGAGGACAAAACAAACCUGCAGGAUGUGAUUGGCGCCAGCUUGCAGCAGUUACUGGCGUCUCUGAAAGCCUCCAUCCUCGCCCGGGACUGCGCCACGGCCGCCGCCAUCGUGUUCCUGAGCGACCGUCUCCUGUACGGGCUCGACGUCUCGGGCCAGCUGCUGCAGGUCGCCAAAGCGCUGCACAGGCUGCAGCCCGCGACGCCCAUCGCCCCGCAGGUGGUCAUCCGCCAGGCCCGAAUCUCGAUGCAUGCAGGGAAACUUUUAAAAGCAGAGUAUAUCCUGAGCAGUCUAAUAAGCAACAAUGGAGCAACGGGUACCUGGCUGUACAGAAAUGAAAGCGACAAGGUCCUGGUGCAGUCAGUCUGCAUACAGAUAAGAGGGCAAAUUCUGCAGAAGUUGGGGAUGUGGUAUGAAGCAGCAGAGUUAAUAUGGGCCUCAAUCAUGGGAUACCUGACACUUCCUCAGCCAGAUAAAAAGGGCAUUUCCACAUCACUAGGUAUAUUGGCAGACAUCUUCGUCUCCAUGAGCAAGAAAGAUUAUGAAAAGUUUAAAAGCAAUCCUGACAUUAACCUGGGCUUGCUGAAGGAGUUUGACCACCACUUGCUGUCAGCCGCUGAAGCCUGCAAGCUGGCAGCUGCCUUCAGCCCCUACACGCCCCUGUUCGUGCUCACGGCUAUGAAUAUCCGUGGCACGUGCCUCUUGUCAUAUAGUAGUUCUGAGGACUGUCCUCCAGGAAUGAAAAAUUCAUAUCUAUAUGAAGCCAAAGAAGCCUUUGAAAUUGGCCUCCUCACCAAGAAACGUGAUGAACCAGUUACUGGAAAACAGGAGCUCCAUAGUUUUCUUAAAGCUGCUUUUGGUCUCACCACUGUGCACCAAAGACUCUAUGGGGAGAUGGAGACCGUCCAAACAGCAGGUCAGCUCUGUAGUGAAGCUAUGGGAAAGCUGUAUACUUUCAGCAAUUCCUCCAGAAGUCAGGAGAGAGAAGCUGUCUCUCAGGAAAUCAUGUCUGUUAUCACCCGGGUGAAGGAACAGUUACAAGUUCAAAGCUUCUCAAACUUAGAUGACAAGUCUUACGUUCCAGAGGGAUUCAAGCAUGGGUUAGAGAAGCCCAUCUUACAUGGGCAAGUGGAUUUCCCAAAAAUCCUUGAAGCCUAUUCACAGCACCACACUUCAGUGUGUGAACUAUUUGAAAGCACUUGUGGGAACAACAAAAAUAAACAGAAAGGUAUGAAAACAGGAGUCUGUAUCACGGAUCUAAAGACAGAAACAAAAAACAUAGAUACCGUGAGUGCCACGGAGGACAAAGCACAUUUUGAAAAAGGCAGGGUGAUAUCUUCCUCCCUAAUGGUGAUGAACAGUCAGGAGAAACUCAGGAGGGCGGAAAGGAGAAACUGGGCCAGUUCUGAUGCAUUUCGAGUCUCCGUGGAUGAAGAUGUGGAGACCGAAGCUGAGUCAACAGACCACAGCAAUGGUGGGGGAGCUGUCCUGAACAAGUCUCUGAGUGACAGCCUGAGCUCCAGUUCUUGGAGCCAGUUAUCAGGGUACAGAUCUUCUACAAGCUGGGAGGAAGUGAAUUAUCAUGUUGAUGAUAUGUCCAUCGGAAGAGAGCUGAGCAAGGAGGGGCAUCUUGUGGACACGCAGUGUUCCACUGCCCUGUCAGACGAGCAGAAGGUGAAUGGAGCGAGCAGAGUUGAGCACCCACUGUCUUCAGAGCUGCAUGGUCUCUCUCUCCAGGUGCCCAGGGAUGACAGUUUAGAGUCUUCUCAAAGUCAGCUGCACAAGUCCACGCCCUUGGCAACCUUCCCAUCUCAUAGCACAACAGGCACUUCAUUGGCCUCUGGUGGAGGGUGGUUUAAAGGAGGCAUGCAGGAAGUUGGAAAUGUGGGGUCCAAAAAUACUUCUGCUCAUUCCAGAUCCUCAUUUUGUUCUGCUCCUUGGGCUUCUGAUUCUGGUUGGCCUAAGAACAUAGCCACAUAUCCUUCCAUUCAAGAAGAAGAAACCUUUGAAACAAUUGAUGAGUUUCAAGAAAUCAACGGUGAUGCCAAGGAUGGGGAUGAAGAAGAGAAGAGAGAAGAAAUCAAAGGAGGCACAGGUCCUCCAUUUAAAGAUAGCCCCUGCUGGGUUGACCCAGAAGGAAAAAUAGCAGAAAGAGCAGGAGAUGUUUCCGUAGGCUUCCACUCAGUCAUGGACGAGUCUCUGGACAAAAGUUCCAUGGUAGCAUGUAACUCUUCCACUCCUCACUGGCUUGUUCAAAACCCUAACUCGGGAAAAAAUGAUCACUCAGUCAAAGAGCAGGGCAUUGACCCUGAUGCCUCCACGGUGGAUGAGGAGAGCCCACUGCUGGGCAGCGCAGAUGUUCACACCACGAGCACACGUGGCUCCCCUAGACCGUGCACUUGGAAGCAGCCACACAUUCAGGGAGCCCAGAUCCCCAGUUCCUCAGUAAGCAGAAAGACUUCCACCCCUGUCCUCAGCGAGGACUGUACUACCACAGAGGAAGCAAGUGAACCUGGAAGGCUGCUAAACUGCAGCCAGAACUCCAGCUUAUCCUCAUCUUGGUGGAUGAAAUCACCAGCAAUCUCCAGUGGUUCUUCUGAGGGAGAAAAUCCAUGGUCUUUUCUGAAUUCCAGUGGAAGUUCUUUUGUUUCAUUGCCAGGAAUGACAAAGCAGGCGGUCCUUGAGGCCCGCACCCUGCAGCCUGAUGACUUUGAAAAACUCUUGGCAGGGGUGAGGCAUGAUUGGCUGUUCCAGAGACUGGAGCAUACAGGCGUUUUUAAAUCCAGCCAACUCCACGGAGCACAUAGUGCUCUUUUGCUAAAAUAUUCCAAGAAAUCUGAACUGUGGACAGCCCAAGAAACUGUUGUAUAUUUGGGGGACUACCUACAUGUGGCAAAGAAAGGCAGACAAAGAAAUGCAUUUUGGGUACAUCAUCUUCAUCAGGAAGAAACUCUGGGCAGCUAAUUAAUAACAGUUACCAUAGAUGGUUGGAUGGCAUCACCGAUUCAACAGACAUGAACUUGGACAAACUCCAGGAGAUGGUGAGGGACAGGGAGGCCUAGUGUGCUGUAGUCCAUGGGGUCACAAAGAAUCAGGCAUGACUUAGCGACUGAGCAACAACCACCAUAGAUAGAGAACCCACAUUAUGUCAGCCAUUGGGCUGGAUGUUUUAUAUACAUGAUUUUAAACCCCUUGGAGAACAUUAACCCCAUGGUACAGAUAAGAAAAACAUAGUUUCUUGCCAUAUGACAAGUCAAAGAGUCUUGAACACUCUCAUUGAAAAUGCUGGCAAAAAAGGCUAGGUAAACCAUGCAAGCCACACUUCUGAUUAAAUGAGUGAGCCUGGAAGAAAAGGCACAAAAUUCCUGAGGCCAGUAAUGAAAUAUAUUUAGGGAUAUAAGUGAAUGCUGAAUCCUUAAGACACUUCUCUGUAGAGGUUUUGGGCAGGGGUGGGAUGAGUGAUAAAAGUUACGCAUGAAAGGGGAUGAGUGGAGAGACCACUGAUACAAAGCAUUGACUCAGGAAUGGCUAUAUCCUCCAAAACAAAAACAAAGGUUUAUUUAAAAAAUGCCAUGUCACUGAAGCAAAUAACCUAGAAAGAUUUUUUGCUUGGCCUUAAUUCUUGAUGACAACUUUAAGCAAAAACUCAGCUGCAAAUUAGUGAUCACAGGUGGUCCUCGUUUGGUAUAAGGCCUAACUUUAUACCAUAUGUAUAUUUUAAAGAACCUAUGGAGCAAGACUUUUAAAGUAGACCUUACUCUUUUCCCAAAUCCAAAAAUUGUAAGAAAUAAAUAGGAAGAGGAAAAAAAAGAAAUCGGGAAAUUCUUAAGUAGUAGAAAUACAUUUCUUGAAAAGGAUGUAUGAUAAUAACAAUAGUAAACAUGUACAUUUCAUGCGCCUGGCCCCUGUUUUAAGUCAUUUAUAUACUAACUUAAUCAAUCCUCACAAAACCCGAUGAAGUAGGUACUAUUGUUAUCCCCAUCUUACAGAUGAGGGAGCCGAGACACAGAAAUGUUAAGAAACCUCCCCAAGUUCGCACAUCAAAGUGGUGGAGCCAGGUGAUACAGGUAUCAUUGUGUCCCCCCCCACCCCAAAUACAAGUUGAAGUUGUAACCCUAAGUAACUUAGACUGUGAUCUUAUUUGGAAAUGAAGUCACUGCAGAUGUAAUUAAUUAGGAUGAGCUCAAGCUGGAGUAGGGUAGGCCCAGAAUCCACUAUGACUGGUAUCCUUAUAAAAGAGAGGAAAUGUGGAGAUAGACACACACAGGAAGGAUGCAUGUGAAAAUUGUAGCUAUGUGGCCACCAAGCCAGAACCAUCUGGAAAAGUUGACAGUCUGGAAAAGCUCCUUCUCUUGCGUCUUCAGAGGGAGCAUGACUCUGCUGACAUCUUGACCUUGGACUUGUAGACUCUAGAACUAUGAGGAAUCAAUUGCUUAAGCCACCCAGUUUGGGCACUUUGUUACAGCAGUCUUAAGCAACUAACACACCAGGAUACGUGAUUGGAGGAUCUGAGAUGGGAUAUAAAAGAGAGAAGAGACAUGGAAAAUGGAGCAAGAGGGUCUAACAUACAUCUGAUCAGAAAAA